AUGCGAGCGAUGCCGAGACCAGUCGCUCGCAUAGCCAGUCGCAGUCGCAGAGUCAGUCGCACAGCCGGUCACAGAGCCGGUCGCGCAGCCAGUCGCAAGGUCCGUCGCAGAGCCGGUCGCAAGACAGCGAAGGAGACGCAGACUCGCGGGCGUGAAGCGCAAGAGGCGCAGCCCCCGCAAGGUGUCGUGCGCGGGGGAGAUCGCGAGAGUGAAGGCCAUGGUGCUGCGGGAGCUGGCAACGAUCCGCAAGAUGCGCUGGAGCGACAAGGAACCCGCGUGCCCAACGUCUUCGACAACUCGCGCUUGUCAGGCGCCAAGGCCGCGCGGAAGGCGGCGGUUCACGCGGCGCUGGUUGCGCGGGAGCUGGUGGAGAAGCUCGCGCUCUACUGCCGCGCGCGCAGCCAGUGCGCCGAUGGCAAGCCCGCGGACACCAUGCCAGGACCGCUCAGCAACGGCGGCAACUGCAACGACAAUGGCAACAGCAGCUGCAAGGCAGGCUGGAAGCACGGUGGCACGGGGAACAGGAAGGAGAGGGAGGCGGAAGCAGCGGAAGGGGAGGAGGCAGCUAGUCACCAGGGUCACCAUAGUUCAAGCAGCUCGCUAUCAUCCUCGCCUCAAGCAGCUUUCCAGGGCUGGUCCAUUCGGUGCAAGCACAAGACUGCUGCUGCUACACCUUCCUCCCCUCCCGUGCCUGCCACGUCAGCCUCCGCAUCAGGAGAGGCCGCCAAAGUUUCCCACGAGCCGUUGCUGCUCUGUUCGGGGAUAUGCGGCCGCUACUUCCACGUGUCCUGCAUCCAACCUCGCCACGUCAUCUCCGCAUCAGCCUCCCAAUCGCCCCUGUCGCGCCGCAUUCCCGCUUCAGCUCUGCGAUUUCCAGACGACGCUGCGGCCUCCGCCGCUGCUUCCGCCGCUGCUUCCGCCGCUGCUUCCGCCGUCGCCCCUGCCGCUGACGCCGCCGCUUCUGCCGCCGCUAUUGCUGCUACCGCCUCUGCGGCGACUGCGCGUUACCCGUCGUGCUGGCGAUGUCCGUCGUGCGAGGCACUGCAGGAGUGCUCCGCAGCCAUUCACGCGCUCCUAUCAGGCCCUGCUGCUGCCGUGGAUGGCGGCGCUCACACCGCCCAGAUUAAGGAAGCUCUAAUGGCCGCCCUCCACUGCAUACCCUCUCCGCCGGCCACGGGCAUGCCGCCUGUGAGAGAGCAGAGUGUUGCCACAGCUUCUGCUGUGGUGCACGGGGGGGAGGAGGAGGAGGAGGAGGAGGAAGAGGAGGAGGAGGAGCGGGAGGGCGGAGACUACGGGAACAAAAGUUGUAUGGAUGCCGACGCUGCUGCUGACGAUGAUGUCUUCCCGUCUCCUUGCCUUGGUAGCACGUCAGCCAUGGUGCAAAACGUUUGCACUCCAUGCCAGCAACUCACGCCUGUCAGCCACUUCCAUCAGCAGCAGUCGUCUCACACAUCACGCCCCUCAGGCAUCCCCUCCCCGUCCUGGCUCUCGCUCAAUGGCUCUCCUUUCAAGCCGCUCGCCUCGCUCGCUCUCUCCUCGUCACCUGCUCCCACUGGCACUGCUGCUGUAACCGAGGGUAAGGUGGCAGCAGCCCAUGCACAAGCACGGGAUCGCCCCUGGCUCCAUCUCCCAUGGGAGGCGCUGGUGGUGGUGGGAGGAGGAACAGGAGGAAGGCGUUCAAACCCGAAGCUCCGCACUUCCAGAGGAUCUGGACUGGUGUGCGCACUAGCCAUCCUAAGGGAAUCCCCAGUUCCCUUCAUACGCCACUAA
Messenger RNA from Closterium sp. Yama58-4, 1770 nucleotides. Lineage: Eukaryota; Viridiplantae; Streptophyta; Zygnematophyceae; Desmidiales; Closteriaceae. The record is from the annotation of a GenBank genome assembly.